CAAGGCAGCAACGGCCGCGCAGUGCUGUCAGCGCUGCGCGUGCGGACGGCCGCCGUGUUCGUCGCCACCGAGCCAGCGGCUUGACCCGGCGUCCGGCACCGCGUGUCUGUGCGUCCGAGCGUGUGUGUGUGUGCGUGCGUUCCCUAUGAAGACGCUCUGUUUCGGAUUCCUCGCCAUGGACAAGAAUAGCGUCUCUCCCCUCGAACAGGGUGGAGAGCGGGCCCGCUGGGAGCAACACCACGUGACAUUGGCGCGGGUGCCUGGAUACGGGUUUGGCAUUGCUGUCAGUGGUGGCCGUGACAACCCACACUUUACCAGUGGCGAGCCAUCCAUUGUCAUCUCCGAUGUGCUUCGAGCAGGGCCUGCCGAAGGGAAACUCCAGAUCAACGACCGGGUAGUCAGUGCCAAUGGGCUGUCACUGGAAAAUGUGGACUAUGCGACUGCUGUCCAAGUUCUGCGGGAAUGCGGCCGCACUGUCAACCUGGUAAUCAAGCGCCGUGUUGUCCUGGGCCAUGCGGAGUCUGUGCGUGUGACCCUGACAAGAGCCAAGAAGAAAGAUGACUUUGGCAUUGUGCUUGGCUGCCGCAUCUUUGUCAAGGAAGUGUGCAGUAGGUCUGUGGCAGAGCGGGACGGCGCGCUGCAAGAAGGCGACAUCGUGCUCAAGAUCAACAACACCAGUGUGGAGGGGCUGAGCCUGAAGGAGGCCCGCAAGCUUCUCGAGGCCAGCAAGGAGCGCCUGCAGCUGGUGCUCCAACGUGAGGAUGUGUAUGGCAGCAGCAAGGCCCCCAUGGCCAGCCUGUCCCACACUCGCCCCAUGGAAGAGCGCGCAGCCAGCCAGAAUUUGUACGUGCAGCCGCCCACUCGUGCAGACGACAAGAACAACCUGUCCAGGGUUGGCCGCAUCCGAGGACCCCUCAUGGACUCCAGCCAGCUGGACCAGCCUGAGACUCCUCCAAGGCCUCUGCUGCCUCGCCCGGAGUAUGGCCACGAAGGGGAGGAGGACCCAUUAGCACGACGGAGCUCAACGGGGGCCGAGCCUCGGCUGGUGUGCUUCCACAAGGAGAGUGGCAGCAACGUGGGCCUGCGGCUAACUGGCGGCAACCAGGCCGGCGUCUUUGUCACAGCUGUGCAGCCAGGCAGCCCUGCCUCCUUGCAGGGCCUCCAGCCAGGCGACCGCCUCCUCAAGGUGAAUGGCGUGGACGUACGGUGGGCAACCCGUGAGGAGGCUGUCCAGCUGCUGGUGCAGCUCCAGGGCCCCGUGCAACUUCUCGUGCAGUCUGCUCGUGAGGAGUAUGAGGAAGUGGUGAGCAGCCAAAAAGGAGACUCGUUCCACGUGCGAGCACACUUCAGCCACGAGCCCACCAAUAAGGGCGAGCUGGCAUUGCACCCGGGUGAGGUGUUCCGCGUGGUGGACACCCUGCACAAUGGCACUCUGGGCAGCUGGCUUGCUUACCGCCUUGGCCGCAACCACCAGGAGAUUCAGCGCGGCCUCAUCCCGAAUGCAGCACGUGCUGAAGAACUGGCUGCGCAACAGGCCAGGCGCAGAGAUGCCGACACCAGCCGUACCUCUUUCUUCCGGCGCCGCCGGAGGGCUGCUCGUGCCAAGAGCGGUGACCCCUGGGAGGAUCCGGAAGGCUUGUCCAAAUUUCCAGCCUACGAGCGUGUGGCCCUGAAACACCCGGGCUUCGUCCGGCCUGUGGUGCUGUUUGGACCCAUGGCAGAUGUGGCCCGGGAAAGGCUUCUCAGGGACUAUCCAGACAAGUACGCCUGCCCACAACCCGGGGGACCUGUCGAAGAGCCGGUAGCCAAGGGGGCCCCGGCUGUUCGGCUCAGUGCCAUCCGGGAAGUGGUGGAGCAGGGAAAGCACGCUCUGCUUGAUGUCAGUCCGGGGGCUGUGGACCGACUCAACUACGCCCAGUUCUACCCCAUUGUGGUGUUUCUGCGUGCCGAAAGCAAGCAGGCCGUCAAAGAGCUGCGAUCACGGCUGCCCGUGCGGCAGAGUGCACGUAAGCUAUAUGAGAGAGCACUCAAGUUGGAGCGACUGUGGGGACACCUGUUCACCUCCACGGUGGCCCUGACGGGCGCCGACAUGUGGUACAAGAAGCUGCGCGAGACCCUGGACAAGCAGCAGCAGCUCAGCAUCUGGUGCUCCGAGAACAAGCCCGAGGAGACCAUCGGAGACGACUUCCUCUUCCCGGUCACAUCACGGCUAAGCUACGCAUCAUCACCGGAGAGUGACCUGGAGCUGGCCUCGGAAGGGGCUCGACGAUUGGGCCUGGUACGAGCUUCCAGCGACCCCAGUGUGGCGACCCAGGAAGAUGCUCUGGCACCGCCACCCUACCUGCCCCCUCUGCGGCAGCCACCGCCUGCUGGGCCACCAAGCAGCUGUAGUCCGUCUCAGGCACCAAGCGAAUGCCGGCCAUGUGGUGGUGUGCUAGAGGAGGACUAUGGCACCCGCCGAAGCAACACUCUUGAGACACGGCUGCCAUGUGGACGCCCUGAGUCUGACCUGUACGAAGAACCAGGCAGUCGGCCAACACUAACAAAUGAUGGCCGUCGUCCUUUGGGCAUGUACUCUCCCCCUGGUGGCGGUGGUGGCGGUGGCGGCAAGCUGGCCCGUGUGCUGCCGGAGCCGCCUCAGGUCGACCGCGGCAGCAAACCUCCCCGGUUUUCGCGCACUGCUCAGGAACGGCUAUUUGGCUCCCCAGGUCGUGGAGGUGGGGAACCCCCACCCACUAUUCCCGGUGGCCCUGACUACAUCAACACAGCACACAAAGCAGCGUCCUUGGAACGACCCAAUGGCCGCACGCCUCUGGCUGGCUAUGAAGCUCCAGUCUAUGAUGCAUAUGGACGGCAGAUGGCACCACCGCCACAUGACCCAUACCGCUUCACUCGUAGCACAGCACAGCCUGCGACGAUUGCCCUGAGGCCACCUACAGCACGUCCGCCACCCAGGACCCCCGAACGGCCAAGCCUUCCCAGCCAACUGCAGAGGGCUCCAUACCAGCCUAGGCUCUCUGAUGGGCGACCUGUGCCCCCACCAAAGCCAACCCGCCCACGGCCAUGGUCGGGAGCAUCGGAGGAGCCACCGCCCUAUGGGGGCCCCUACCUCAACCUACCGCCACGUUCGGCACUCGACCUGUCCAACCGAGAGCACAGGGGUUCGGCCUUUGAGCUGUACCGCAAACCAGAGCCACUCCGACCGCCACCUCCCCCGGCUCUCUAGCGACCAUUGUGGUAACAAUGGCCAUGCAACCUGUGCCAUCCUGUGUGGAAGACCAGUGCCAGUGGGCGAUCAGGACAAGGUCCAGCAAUGCCCAAUCACAAAUGUGCUAGUGCAAUUGUCUUCCGGGGCCAGUGUGCGUGCAACAAAAGGAGUGUUAUUCUUCCUGCAGUGCAUAAGCUGCAGGCCUGCUCAAACUGCCCGUGCAAAGAGCACCAAACACUACUUCGUGUUUUAAGUCUAUUUUACUUACAGUGAAUGUUUCAGCUCGGGGCCAACCCUGAUUUCCCUCUUAAAAUGCAACUCUGAUGCAGAAAUGUCAUCUUUAGGCAUUGAACUGAGCAUUUAAGAGAGAAAGCCAGCUGUUUGAUUUAGGGUCUGAAAUCCAAAAUGAAUAUUGGCAAUGUGUGAAAUUUGCAACUCUAACUCUGCAUCGAAAACAGUUAUAUACACUUAUGACAGUUCUGUAGGUAUGUCUGUUAGGUCAGCUAUAGCAGACAAAUGUGAUUACUAGUUUUGCAGACUCCCGUUUACAGGUCAUCAGUAUAAUGGAGUGCAGUGUAUAACAACUAUUUUGGCCUCUUUGCAUAUCACAUAGUAUUUUCUUAUUGUUGAGUUAGUGUUGUAAGCUUGAUUUCUUUUUCAGCAAUCUUUUUAAGGGUUCCUCAACAGUUUUUGGAUGGUAAAAAGAACAAGCAUGUUCAUUAUGUAUAAAAGAAGAGGCGUGCAGACAGGACACAAGAGAAGAGAAGUGGACAGCAUGAACGCCGAUUAUCAACUGAAGGAAGCACCAAGGCAAAAAAAAAAGAAAGAAGACACAAAACUCAUCUGCGCAAGUUUUCUGUCUUCUUUCUUUUUUCGCCUCAGUGCUCCCUUCAGUUGUCAGUUAUAGUGAGUGUUCGUGUUGUCCACUUCUCUUCUCUUGUGUCCUGUGUGCAGGCCUCACCUUUUUUGCAUAAUGAAUCCUUGCCAACAAGCUCAGCUUUCUGUCAUUCCAAGCAUGUUCAUGUGGCAAUAGUCAUGUCUGCAAAGUAUCAAACCGCUGCACAGCUCAAAAAGAGCUAAAAUUUAUAAAGUGAAAGCCUGUGCAUCCUUCCUCACGAGAGAGCCCUGCUUCCUGCUGGAAAAUUACAUGCACAAACGCUUCUGUGUCAUAUGCACUGCCUGCAUUGUCACCACUUAUAGUGGAGUUUGAAAAAAAUGAAAAAUAUGGAGUCUGGGCUUGUGACAUGAACGUGAUGCAGUUUCUCAGCUUCAGUAUGGGAGAAGGCAGGGAAGGGCACUCAAUGCGGACAUUUGUCGAGGUGAAGGGGAGUGUCUAUGUUGGCAGUGUAGUUUGACUCCUUGCAGCAUGGCAAUGAAACAUUUCAAUUUAUUCUAUCUGCUCUAAUUGGUUCUGUGAAUGCUAAACAUAAAGUUAUGUUUCAAUUGUCA
Dermacentor albipictus is the source of this 4657-nucleotide messenger RNA. It is a transcript of the gene pyd, whose product is annotated as zonula occludens-like protein polychaetoid. The record is from RefSeq and is a predicted model, not a curated record. Gene Ontology annotation, biological process: cell-cell adhesion; cell-cell junction organization; protein localization to cell-cell junction. NCBI's taxonomy places the organism in Eukaryota, Metazoa, Arthropoda, Arachnida, Ixodida, Ixodidae. Gene Ontology annotation, molecular function: cell adhesion molecule binding. Gene Ontology annotation, cellular component: plasma membrane; bicellular tight junction.